This is a messenger RNA of Paramuricea clavata, 3073 nucleotides long. Lineage: Eukaryota; Metazoa; Cnidaria; Anthozoa; Malacalcyonacea; Plexauridae. The record is from the annotation of a GenBank genome assembly.
AUGAACCUUCGUGAUGCAGGUCGCAAAAGAGCCUUGCUACUUCACUAUGUUGGUGAACGUGUAAAUGAUAUUUUUGACACACUACCUGACCGAGGAGAAAACAACAACUUUAACGCUGCUUGUGAUGCAUUGACGGCAUAUUUUACUCCGAAGAAAAAUGUAUCCUUUGAAAUAUUUAAAUUUCGUAAAUUACAACAAGUCCCAGGCGAAAGCAUCGAUGAAUAUCACACACGCUUACAAAUUGCGGCAAAAUACUGCGAGUUUCACGACCAUGACAUGGAAAUUAAAUUACAGAUAGAACUUGGGACUUCAAGUAAGAAGCUUCGGCAACAUUCGUUUCGCAACCCAAGCCUCGCUUUAACAGAUUUGAUCAGUUAUGCCAGGACUCUUGCGGAGACUGAAAAACAAGCAUCUGGCAUCGCGAAUAGUUCAUUCAACAUGCCCUCGUCAGCAGAGAUAAACGCUGUCAACAAAGAUAAUUCUUCACCAAAUGAUCAACGUUCACAGAAACCUGAACCAAAACAGAAAGAGCUGCCUAGAACAUCAGAACAGGUGCCUACUAGAAAAUGUUUCAGAUGUGGACUUGCCUGGCCCCACAAAGAUCAACCAUGCCCUGCUGAAGGACAGCAAUGCAACAAUUGCAAAAAGUACAAUCACUUUGCACGUGUUUGCAGGUCGACUCGACGAAAACAACCCAGCAACAAAGUCCGUAAGAUUGAACAGGCUCAACAACAAGUAGAAAGUGAUGACAGCGAUGAAUAUGUGUACACACUCGAGACACCAGCUGACAAAGAGAACUUUCAGAAGACAUUAAGAGUUGGAAAUUCAGAGAUACCUUUUCAAAUUGACACUGGUUCAACUGCCAACAUUAUCAAUGAAACAUCCUAUAAACAUCUUGUUGAUGGAAACCCUACAAUAACCCUUGCCAAGUAAAAAAACCCGCCUUUUUGGUUUUGCUAGCUCUACACCCUUACAAGUCCUAGGACAAUUUCAAUGUACUCUUGAGUCAUCGCAUGAAAUAACGACUGCAAAAGUGUUUGUAGUGAAAAAUGCAACUGGAUGUUUACUUAGUGGACAUACAGCAAUUGAAUUAGACCUCAUUCAUGUUAAAGUGAAUGCAGUUACAGCAGAAAUACCAACUCGUCUCACUCCAUUGAUCCAAGAGUACAGUGAUGUCUUCACAGGCAUUGGCAAGCUUAAGAAUUUCAAGAUUCAUUUACACAUCGAUCCAAGUGUCAAACCUGUAGUGCAGCCCACUCGUCGCAUUCCCUUUGCCAUUCGUAACAGAGUUGAAGUCGAACUGAAACAUUUAGAAGACUCUGACAUUAUCGAGCCUACUACAGGGCCUACACCAUGGGUUAGCCCUAUUGUUGUCUUCCCAAAGCCUAACCAGCCUGAUAAAAUACGCUUGUGUGUUGAUAUGCGUAUGCCAAAUCAAGCAAUCCAGAGAGAGCAUCACCCACAACCAGUUAUCGAUGAUCUUAUAACAGAUUUAAAUGGAGCAAAAUAUUUCAGCAAACUUGACCUUUCAUCGGCCUAUCACCAGCUUGAACUUGACGAAGACUCUCGCUCUAUUACCACAUUCACAACCCAUAAAGGUUUGUAUCGGUACAAACGCCUAAACUUUGGUACUAACAGUGCUAGCGAAAUUUUCCAGAAUGCUUUGGACAAUGUUUUAAAUGGAAUAGAGGGAUGUCGCAACAUUAGUGAUGAUAUCAUCAUAUUUGGAAAGACAGAGAAAGAUCAUAAUGCGUCCUUGCAGAAAGUGCUGGAAGUUCUCAAAGCGAACAAUCUGAAAUUGGGGUUGGCAAAAUGCCAAUUUGACAAAGAACAACUAGAAUUUUUCGGGUAUAUUUUUUCUGCAGAUGGAAUUUCUCCAAGCCCCAGUAAGGUUGACGCCGUGAAGGAAACACCAGUUUCCACCAACCCUACAGAGGUUCGAUCUUUUCUUGGAAUGAUCCAGUACUGUGGACGUUUCAUCCCAAACGUUGCCACUUUUUCCGCACCUCUACGUAUGCUCACACAGAAAGAUGUUAAGUGGGAUUGGACCAGCAUGCAUCAAGAGGCAUUUGAAACUUUAAAACGACUGCUGACUUCGGACACGGUCAUGGGGUAUUUCGAUCCUAGCAAAAACACAGAAUUACAUGUGGAUGCUUCACCAGUUGGCGUCGGUGCCAUUCUAACCCAGACAACACCCGGAAAGGAUGAUACGAAAGUUAUGGCUUACGCCAGUCGCUCCCUAACACCAGUUGAAAGCCGGUACUCGCAUAUAGAAAAAGAAGCAUUAGCUAUUAUAUAUGGCAUUGAACAUUUUCGUUUAUAUCUUAACGGGCACGUUUUUACAUUAAUAACUGACAACAAACCUCUUGAAUUAAUCUACAAGAACCUCCAGUCUCGCCCAUCCAGCCGUAUCGAGCGAUGGUGCUUACAUCUUCAAGAGUACUCAUUCCAUGUUAAAUAUCGGCCGGGUCCAAAGAAUCCUUCAGACUAUCUAUCUCGUCAUCCAUGCACUGCCACAAACACCAGAAAUUCCCUUGAGAAUAUAGCUAAAGAGCACGUUUGCCUGAUUGCUGAAAAUACCAUACCUGUUGCUAUGGAUAUUGCUUGUAUCAAGGAUGCAACCAAACAAGACCCCACUCUUAGUAAAACCAUAGAAUUUAUUCAAACAAAUAACUGGACUGCUCUUGAGAAACAAGACAAAAUGUCUACAGGAGUUAAUAUUGAUGAAUUACAUGCCUUGUAUAAACUACGAGAUGAAUUGACUGUGUCAUCAGAUGCCGAUAUUCUACUUCGAGGAAACCGAGUUGUCAUACCAACUAAACUGAGAGCCCAAGCUGUCAAAUUGGCACACGAAGGCCACCAAGGUCUAGUUAAAACUAAAUGCUUAAUCCGAGAGAAAGUAUGGUUUUACCAAAUUGAUUCAUAUGUUGAAGAGUGCUUGCCAAUCAGUCACUCGACCAAAACCCCCUGCACCACUAAAAUUGAUUCAGAUCCCAAAGCAUCCAUGGGAUACCGUUUAUGUAGAUUUUCUCGGCCCAUUUCCAAGUGGAGAAUUACUUCUUGUGGUAAUUGA